AUGGCAACAUCAAUCAAAACUCCUGAAAAAAGAAUGUCUCGUGUAUCUUGCGUUGAUACAAGUUACAGACUAAUUGAUGAAAUAAAACAUAUCGUUAUAAACCUUAAGAGGAGUAAAAAAAUCUUUGACCCAAUUAUUCACUCCUCAUCAGAGACUGUUCGAGCCUUACAUUAUGUGAAGUAUGAAGUUGAAUUAUAUUUUCAACAAUAUGAGGAUGCCUUUAAUAGAUAUAAAAUUUCGUUAGAAAAUAUAAAAGAAUUCGCGAAAGAAAUAGAACAUGAGAAUUGUGAAAAAAGAUUACAUCCAAUUCUAAUUAAAGCCAUAAUGGACAAACAAGAACGUCAACAGGAAGAUAUUAUGAAUAUUCAUAAGAUUUUAAAAACUAUUCCCGAUGGCAAUAAGAAUGAAAAGAUUGCCCAAAUUGAAAAGAUAAUUCAAAAUAUAAUCCAAAGAUCAGAUUUAGAUAUCAAUGUUCCACGUAUCGAUUCUGCAUUAUUAUUUGAUCCUCCUCGAGCAGGGGAAAAUCUUGAAAAUGGACUAGAUAGAACGACAGAAUGGGAUCUAGAAGAUUGUUUCGUAAUGCUUCUAUGGGAACUAGCAUUCCAAAGGAUUCCCUAUGAAAACAUGAGUAAAGAUAAAAUUAUUGCUCAUGUUACACAGGGUCGUAGAGAAACCCCAAAUCAACCUUUUUUCACAUUGGACGUUCUUAACAUUCAAAGAAAAUAUCUAAAAAUAAUUACAGAUGGAUGGGAUAAUAAACCAGAAAAAAGAAUUACAAUGGAUGAAAUUCUAUGGAGAUUUUUAAAUAUUGAAGCUGAACUUGCUAAACUUAAGAAAGAUAAUUUGGGUUCUGCUAAACGCUUAAGGUCUAUUUCAUAUCCUGAGAAGUCUAUUUACAAUUUCAAGCGAUUUCCAAAUCAGUUAAAAUCUAAAGAAAGUUUAGCACUGAAUUUGGAAGGUGUGGAUGAAGAAGAUAUUCCAUAUUUUAUAAAAUCACCAAUGGAUAUUGAUUUCAAUUCAAAAAGAUGGAAAUUAGAAAAACCAAAUAAGAUUGAACCGGUUCCAACGAGAUUGUCAAGCGUAGUUGAAGCACCAAGCGACGCUCCAUAUUCUUCAGAGAAAUAUAAAGAAAUCAUAUCUAAGCAAAAAGAGGAUGGUAGCAUUGAAUUAGAUGAUUCAGUAUGCAAUGAAUUAAACGCUCCUAAAGAAGAUAUUAUUACUACAAUCAAAAAUAACAUUACUAGCAAAAAUCUUCAAUUACCAGAAUUCUCAUCAAGUCUUGAAACUGCUAUUAACCUUUCAUAUCUAAAAAAUUUUGCAUCUCAACAUGAAGAUGAAUGGAGAGAUAACUAUAAUAAAGCCCUUGAAUAUCUUUCUAAACAAAUUGGAGAUGGAGAUGCUGAAAAGGAAUUAUUAGAGUGCGCUGAUAAAUAUGUAGCCAAUAAAGUAACGGGCAAAGUAAUUGAGGAAAAGAAAUGGGUUUCUGAGAAAGAUGAAAUACCAAAAGCCGAAAAACAUAAAGGCAAAAGCUUUUUAGGUGGUAUUUAUGAAACAGUUUCUUCUAAGAUUGGUGAGAUUAGUGAUCAAAUUGGAAAUACCCUUACAUCUGAUAAGAACAAACAUGAAGAACCAGAACAAAGAAGCGAGCAUGAGAAAAAGAAGGAAUCUGGAAGUAGCUAUUUUGGAGAGCCUAAGAUAGAGGAGGAACCUGAAAAAAAACCAGAAAAGAAAAGUGAGCAUAGGAAGGCCUUUUUUGGUACUCCUGAUAAAGAGGAGGUCUCCUCGAUUUCGCCUCUGGUUCACCCCACAGUUAGCAAAGACGAUUAUAAAGCAGAUAUUCUUAAUGCAAUUCAGGAUGAAACAACUCAGACUAUUAUUCUCAAUAAACAUAUCGAAGAUAUUAUUACCGAUGACAAAGAACCAGAUCAAUCUGAAAAGGAAGACGCAUUUGACACCACUAAGGAAUCUGUUACUCCUGAGAUCUGUAAAGCUAUUACUUCUACAGCGGAUGAUGAUGGUCGUAUUGAAUUAAAUGAAACAGUGUGUAAAGAAUUUGAUCUUUCAAAGGAGGAAAUUAUUAAUGCGGUUCAGAACAACAUUACUAAUAAAAAACUUAAAUCGCCUGGAUUGCUCUCAACUGCUAUUAAUCUUUCUUACCUUAAAAACGCCGCGCCUGAAUUUGAAGAUCAGUGGAAAAAUGAAUACGAUAAAGCUCGUGAAUAUCUUUCGAAGCAAAUAAGAAAUGCUAGUGCUGAGAAAGAACUUUUGGAGUUCACGGAUAAUUAUGUAAUAGACAGUUGUGCCAAAAAAGUCAUUAAAGAUAAAAAGAGGUUCGCUAUUGUACGUCUUCAAACAUCAAUAACUCCCGAUAAAUAUGAAGCAGCAGUAUCUAAACAAAAAGAGGAUGGAUCCUUUGAAUUGAGUGAGACUAUUUGUAAUGAAUUAGAAGUUCCUAUGGAAGACAUUAUGACUAAAGUCAAAAUGAACACCAAUAACAAAAGACUACAAUCUCCAAAGUCAGAUUUAUGGUGGAAGACAGCUCUUACUAUGAGUUAUCUUCAAGUGGCCGCACCUUAUUAUGAAAGCCAAUGGAAAGGUAAAUUUAACAAAGCUUACGAGUAUCUAUCUAAACAAAUUGGUGACGCGAAUAUUGAAAAAGAAUUAUUAAAGUGUACUAGUAAAUAUGUGAUUGAUCGAGCAUAUGAUCUUAAUAAUAGUCAAGAAAACAUUAUUUAUGUUCCAAAACUUGAUUUCAACGAAGAAAUUCUUCAAAAAGUUCAUGAAGACUUACGUUUCUCCGUCGAUGCCGACGCUGCUCGUACAAUUUGCAAUACUCAGCGAGAAGACGGUUCCUUUACCUUAGAUUCUUUAAUAACUGACCAUCUCGGUAUAAAGCCAGAAGAAGCUAUUAAAUCCCUUAAGCGGUUCGCUAUUAGUCCUAAACUUAGGGAAUGCGAUGACUCUGUUUGGCACACGGCUUUCACGAUCUAUUAUCUUAAGACUAUAUUAAUAAACUACGAAAAUGAAUGGCGAAAUGCUUAUGAUAAUGCUAAUAAAUGGUUGUAUAAACAGAUCAAUGACACGACAUUGGAGAAAGAAUUAUUUUCAGCGUGUGAACAAUAUUUAAUUUAUUCAACUAAUCUCAAAGAUGCGGAAAGACUCAAAAUUCUCAAACUUAGAGUCGACGACAAAACACGUAAAGCAAUUUUUGAUGAUUUACGCUCUAAUGUCACAGCAGAACUAGCUCGUUCACUUUGCUCUGCACAAGAAAACAAUGGCUCAUUUUCUCCAAACGCUUUAACUAUGUUGCGUCCGUUAAUUCCUUCUCCGGCCAGCACUGUUGAAUCUCUUAAACUUUAUGUUGGUAGUACAAAGCUUAGCACUUGUAUUGAUUCAAUUUGGUACACAGCCUUUACAAUUUAUUACUUUAAAAAUGUUUUGGUAAAUUAUAAGAAAGAAUGGCGCCAUGCAUAUGAUCGCGCCAGCAUCUGGAUAAAUGAGCAAAUUGACGAUGCUGAAGCAGAAAAGGAAUUAUAUUCUGCUUGUGAACAAUAUUUGAUCCACCAAGGUGUUGAUUUUAUUAACAAUCGAGGCAGAAUCGAAGAAUCUCAAGAAGAGGUCGAGGUUUUUGAAGUUCGAGUUAGCGAAGAAGUGCGUAAAGCUGUUCAUAAAAGUCUUCGUGAUGAUGUUACAGAGGAAGUCUCCCGCAUACUUUGCAACUCUCAAGAAUCCAACGGUUCUUUCACCCUACAUAAAUCAAUUUCCGACCAUCUUAAAAUUCCUUCAGCCGAUGAUGCCGUUGAGACACUCAAGUCUUAUGUAGGAAGUUUGUUCUUGAGAAGUCGUAAUCCGUCUGUAUGGUGUACAGCUCUUACAAUCACAUAUUUAAAAACUGUUUGUGAUAACUACGAGCAAGUAUGGAGACCUGCCUGUGAACGUGCAGCAGCGUGGAUUAGUCAACAAUGUAAAGACCCUGAAGAGGAAAAAGAAUUAUCCUCUGCAUGUGACCAAUACUUAAUCAAACAGGGUGUCGAAGUCCUUAAUGAAAAAAAUAGACGUCUUUCUAAAAGACAAGAAACAUCCAAGUCUAUGGAAACCCCUUUUAAACAACUUUAA
This is a messenger RNA of Dentiscutata erythropus, 4116 nucleotides long. The record is from the annotation of a GenBank genome assembly. NCBI's taxonomy places the organism in Eukaryota, Fungi, Glomeromycota, Glomeromycetes, Diversisporales, Gigasporaceae.